This is a messenger RNA of Fonsecaea nubica, 1929 nucleotides long. Its product is annotated as methylenetetrahydrofolate reductase. The coding region runs from base 1 to 1929 and encodes 642 amino acids. NCBI's taxonomy places the organism in Eukaryota, Fungi, Ascomycota, Eurotiomycetes, Chaetothyriales, Herpotrichiellaceae. The record is from RefSeq and is a predicted model, not a curated record. Gene Ontology annotation, molecular function: FAD binding; methylenetetrahydrofolate reductase [NAD(P)H] activity. Gene Ontology annotation, cellular component: cytosol. The transcript has a single exon. Gene Ontology annotation, biological process: tetrahydrofolate interconversion.
AUGCAUGUCUCCAAGAAACUCGAGCUGGCUCACCAGCAGAAGAAGCCGACCUUUUCCUUCGAGUUCUUCCCUCCUAAGACGGCACAGGGCGUUCAGAACCUGUACGACCGAAUGGACCGUAUGCACAAUCUGGGUCCGACAUUCAUCGACAUCACAUGGGGCGCAGGUGGGAGGCAUUCCCAGUUGACCUCGGAGAUGGUCAAUGCCACUCAGAAUUACUAUGGAUUAGAGACUUGCAUGCAUUUGACCUGCACGGAUAUGGAGCGAAAUCAGGUCGACGAGGCUCUUCGCCGGGCGUACAAGACGGGCUGUACAAAUAUCCUGGCACUCCGUGGUGACCCGCCCAGAGACCAAGAAAAGUGGGAGGCGAAAGAUGGUGGUUUCCGCUACGCAAAAGAUUUGGUGAAAUACAUCAAGGCGAAAUACGGUGACCAUUUUGAUAUCGGCGUUGCUGGCUACCCGGAAGGCUGUGACGACCAAAGGGAUGUCGAUCUGCUGAUCGACCAUCUCAAGGAAAAGGUUGACGCCGGGGCUAGUUUCGUCAUAACACAAAUGUUCUACGAUGUCGACAUUUUUCUCAACUGGGUGAAGAAGUGUCGGGAUCGUGGAAUCACCGUGCCUAUACUUCCUGGCAUCAUGCCUGUUCAGACCUACGCUGCGUUUGUGAGACGAGCCAAUUGGACGAAAUGCCACGUUCCUCCUGAGUGGUUGGAAGCUUUGGAACCGGUCAAGAAUGACGACGCUGCUGUUAGAGCUAUUGGAAAAGAUCUGGUCGCUGAUAUGUGCCGGAAAAUCCUGGACUUUGGUAUCCAACACCUUCACUUUUACACCAUGAAUUUGGCGCAAGCCACACGCAUGGUGUUGGAAGACUUGUCCCUGACGCCUGAAACUUCCGGAACGCGGCUGGAGAAACCACUACCCUGGCGGCAGUCUCUAGGAUUCAAUCGUCGGGACGAGACGGUCAGGCCAAUCUUCUGGAGAAAUCGCAAUGCAUCAUACAUCAGCAGGACCGCCGACUGGGACGAGUUUCCCAACGGUCGUUGGGGUGACAGUAGAUCUCCUGCUUUCGGGGAGUUGGAUGCCUACGGUAUUGGGCUCAAGGGCACAAACGAAGCCAACAUCAAGUUAUGGGGAAAGCCAAGAUCUCUUCGCGACGUUACAAGUCUUUUUGUACGCUUUCUGCAAGGCGACUUGGAACGACUACCAUGGAGCGAAGGUGCCAUCUCUUCUGAGGCAGACAUCAUCAAGGAUGAUCUGCUACAGUUAAACACGCAUGGAUUUUUGACCAUUAAUUCUCAGCCAGCAGUUGAUGGCGCGUCGUCUACGCAUCCAAUCUACGGAUGGGGUCCUGCAGGUGGUUGGGUGUAUCAGAAGGCGUACUUGGAACUGCUUGUCUUCCCCUCCAUGUUCAAGACGGUGAUGGAUCGACUAAACGCCGACAAGAAUCUCACCUACUACGCAGUGAACCGGAAAGGCGAGUUGUACACAAACACAAAAGACGAAGGUCCAAACGCCGUGACCUGGGGUAUCUUCCCGAACCGUGAGAUUGUCCAACCAACUAUCGUGGAAACUGUCUCGUUCCUGGCAUGGAAAGACGAAGCCUUCCGGCUCGGACAAGACUGGGCCAAAUGCUAUCCCGCAGGAUCCGGAAGCAGAAAGCUGAUCGAGAAGAUCAUGGACGAAUGCUACCUCGUCAACAUUGUGAACAACGAUUUCCACCAAAACAAAGAGAUCUUCAAGGUGUUUGAGGGUCUGGAGACCAAGGAUCUCGACUUGGUCAUCGAAGACACUGUACCCAGUUCCGUCGAAAACGGGACUAAGGAGGUACCGAACGGCGAUGCAUCACUCGGCGAUGUCGAGAAAGGCCUUGCAAAUGGGGAGCAACACCAAGCUCCCUCUAAGGCCAGUGCAGACGUGCUCUCCAACUGA